This is a messenger RNA of Oncorhynchus gorbuscha (pink salmon), 732 nucleotides long. RefSeq names its product succinate dehydrogenase complex assembly factor 1 (gene sdhaf1). Gene Ontology annotation, cellular component: mitochondrion. The record is from RefSeq and is a predicted model, not a curated record. Gene Ontology annotation, biological process: mitochondrial respiratory chain complex II assembly. The transcript has a single exon. Bases 70 to 318 code for a protein of 82 amino acids. Lineage: Eukaryota; Metazoa; Chordata; Actinopteri; Salmoniformes; Salmonidae.
GACUGCUUAAUCUUUCGGUUAGUCGUCCUCCCUUGUCAACUGUGUUGCCGUUGCCCUGUGUUCCACACCAUGGCACGCCACAGUAAGCUGCAAAAACAGGUGUUGUCUCUGUACCGCCAGUUCCUGCGUGCUGGCCAGGACAAGCCAGGCUUUCUACUCAGGAUCCGGGAUGAGUUCCGAGAGAACUCCAGCAUCAAGAAGACUGAUGUCAUGCACAUAGAAUACCUUUACCGGCGCGGACAGAGACCGCUAGACCAGCUGAAAGAUGUGAACACAAAGCAACUAGGAACUUUCUCCAAACCUAAGGCAGAGCGAUAACCAACACUAUUUCCGUCUCCACACCCUCUGUUGUAGCUACCUCUAGUUAUGUGGAUAAUACACCGUUAUCCAUUGUGUUACGUUCAUCAUUCACUAGUCAGAUUACUACUUGCAAUCUGCAGCUGAGUAAGUGCAGUCAUUGUCCUAAGCAAUGGCCAUUGUUCUGAACUGUAUGACAGUACCAAUGCACUGUACUCUUUCAUAGAGCUGGAUACCACCACUGAUGAUGAUGAUGAUGAUAAAUGUUUAAGUCAAUCUCUGGCCAGUGAGUUUGUUGGGUUGAGCAGACCAGUUGCUCUGGUCAUUGUUGUAAAAUACUUACUUUCAUCUUGCUAUAUUUACCUGUUGAGUGUUUUGGAUUAAAGACUUUUAUCAUCAGUAUGGGAAGUGAAUUUGACUAUUAUGUAUAAUACU